Messenger RNA from Phymastichus coffea, 4947 nucleotides. It is a transcript of the gene ss, whose product is annotated as circadian locomoter output cycles protein kaput-like. The transcript is spliced from 12 exons. Bases 333 to 3104 code for a protein of 923 amino acids. Gene Ontology annotation, cellular component: aryl hydrocarbon receptor complex; nucleus. Gene Ontology annotation, molecular function: transcription cis-regulatory region binding; ice binding; protein dimerization activity. The record is from RefSeq and is a predicted model, not a curated record. NCBI's taxonomy places the organism in Eukaryota, Metazoa, Arthropoda, Insecta, Hymenoptera, Eulophidae. Gene Ontology annotation, biological process: regulation of transcription by RNA polymerase II.
GCGCGCGCGCACCGCGCCUCCGGACCGUCGCCCCGCUCGCGAGCAGCCAGCACGCACAGCAGCGCACGCCAGCGGCCGCCGUCCCAGCGAGUGGUGCAGGGCGUUCGUGCAGCGGCUCGCAGAUGCGCGGCUGAGCCGUGUACGCGCUGGAGAGGGCCGCCGGGGGCCUGGGGCUCCUCGGCGCCGAGCGGGGAUGGCCGCAGCAGCAGCCUGCCCAGGCCCUCCAGCACACGAGUGCCGCCGCGCUUAGCGCCGCCGCCGCCGCCGCCGCGGCCGCGGCCGCCGCCGCCUCGGCGGUGCUCGGCGACGCCGGCAGCCAGCUGCAGCUCGUCAUGACGCCCACGUCCGCGCCGCCGCCGGCCGUGGCCGCCGCCAGCCCCAACAACCCCGUGGCCAUGAGCCAGCUCGGCACCGUCUACGCCACCAAGAGGCGACGGCGCAACGGCAAGAGCCUGAAGCCGGCGCAGAAGGACGGAGUGACCAAGUCGAAUCCGAGCAAGAGGCACCGGGAGCGGCUGAACGCCGAGCUGGACACCCUGGCGUCGCUGCUGCCCUUCGAGCAGAACAUACUGAGCAAGCUCGACCGGCUGAGCAUACUCAGGCUGAGCGUGAGCUACCUCAGAACCAAGAGCUACUUCCAAGUGGUCAUGCACAAGGACAAGGAGGACAACCCGCACUACCGCGGCGCCUACGAGCACCACCAGCAGCACCUGGACGGCGAGACGUUCCUGCAGGCGCUCAACGGCUUCCUGCUCAUCCUCACCUGCGACGGCGAGGUCUUCUUCGCCACGCACAGCAUCGAGAGCUACCUCGGCUUCCACCAGUCGGACAUAGUUCACCAGAGCGUGUACGAGCUGGUGCACAGCGAGGAUCGCGAGGAGCUGCAGCGACAGCUCAUGUGGAACUCGUUCUUACCGGCGGAGAGCGCCAGUCUGCCGCUGCACGAGGCGCUCGCGCCGCAGCACGCUCACCUGCUGGAGAGGAGCUUCACCGUCAGGUUCCGGUGUCUGCUCGACAAUACGUCCGGAUUUCUCCGCCUGGACAUCAGGGGCCGAGUAAAGGUGCUGCACGGCCAGAACACCAAGACGGAGGAGCCGCCCCUGGCGCUGUUCGCCCUGUGCACGCCGUUCGGGCCGCCCUCGCUGCUCGAGGUGCCGCAGAAGGAGGUCAUGUUCAAGAGCCGGCACAAGCUCGACCUGGGCCUGGUCUCCAUGGACCAGCGCGGCCGUACCCUGCUCGGCUACGACGAGGCCGAGCUGGCCAACCUCGGCGGCUACGACUUGGUCCACUUCGACGACCUGGCCUACGUCGCGAGCGCCCACCAGGAGUUGCUCAAGACCGGGGCGAGCGGCAUGAUCGCCUACAGGUACCAGACCAAGGACAGCGGCUGGCAGUGGCUGCAGACGAGCUCGCGCCUGCAGUACAAGAACUCCAAGCCCGACUACAUCACGUGCACGCACCGGCCUCUCAUGGAAGAGGAGGGUCGCGACCUGCUGGGCAAGCGGACGAUGGACUUCAAGGUGAGCUACCUGGACGCCGGCCUGACCAACAGCUACUUCUCGGACAGCGAGAGCCUCGGCGCCACGGUGGGCGCGGCCGGCAGCGGCGCCUGCAUGGGCGUCCAGCUGGCCGGCCCGACGACCGGCCAAGCGGCGCCGUCGCAGGCACAGCAGUCGCCGGCGGUCGCGGCGCCGGGUCCCGCGCCGCAGCCUCCGCCGGCCCAGCGCGUCAAUCGCCGCUACAAGACGCAGCUGAGGGACUUCCUGUCGACGUGCCGCAGCAAGCGAGCCAGCAAGAUGGCGAGUCAGCAGCAGCAGCAGCAGCAGCAGCAGCAACAGCAACAACAGCAGCAGCAGCAGCAGCAACAGCAGCUGCAGCAGCAGCUGCAACAGCACCAGCAGCAGCAGCAGCAGCAGCAGCAGCAGCAGCAGCAGGCCCAGCAACUGUCGCCGCUGUCCCCGGCGUCGACGCCAGCCUCGGUGGGCGGCGUCGGCGUCGCGCCGGUGGACUACCUGUCGGACAGCGCGGCGGCGGUAGUCGCGGCCUACGGCAACCUGAACAUGUACCCCGCGACGGCCACGUACCCGAGCUCGGCCGUGGCGGAGCCGAGCCUCGCGGGCUACGGCUACCCGCACCACCCGCAGACGCUCUACCCCGGCGGCUUCGCCGCCAGCGACAACCUCUUCCAGUACCGGCCGCUCGGCUCCUACUACCCCGAGUACCACUCGGCGCCCGGCGGCUACAACGGCUUCAUCGACCUGCCGCCGACCUACGAAAACGCCCACCAGCAGUACGCCGGCUACGCGGCCGAGCCGCCGAGCCUGGCUCGGGCGGGCAGCCGCCACUCGCUGGAGGCCGCCUCGGCCUCGUCCAACUCGGCGGGCAGCUCGCCCGCCUGCGCCAACAACAACAACAGCAGCAGCCACAACAACAACAACAGCAGCAGCCACAACAACAACAACGGGCUGCUCACGCCCAAGAGCGAGGACGUGAAGCCCGAGGUGCAGGCCUACCGGGGCGAGCUGCCGCGGGAGACGGUGCUGAUGUGGGGCGCGCCGCCCGCCCGGACGCCGCCGCGGAGCAACGGCAGCUACAGUCCCCCGGCGGCCAGGGCGCAGCUCGACGCGCGGCCGGACCCGCUCAAGAGCCUGCAGGAGAUGAACUCGCUGAACGGCGACUGCAAGUGGAAGCGCGCGUCGCCGGCGGCGAGUCCGCCGCGCAAGGCCCCGCCGGCCCCGGCGGUCGUGGUGCCCGCGCAACAGUCGCACUACCCGGUCGUCACGUCCGCGCAGUACGCGCCCGCGGCCUACCCCCCGCAGCCGCACCAGCAGCCGCCGCCGCCGCCGCCGCACCAGCAGGACUCCGAGGUAUGGCAGGGGCUUCAGCACUACCAGUACUAUCCCUACCACCACCAUCACCCCACUGCACCACGCCACGCGUCUCACGCCACCGAGUCGUCGUACUGCCCGGCUCUGCUGGACCAAUCGGAGCAACAGCAGCAGCAGCAGCAGCAGCCGCAGCAGCAGCCGCAGCAGCAGCAGCAGCAGAGCAGCAGCAUGCCAAGCCGGACGCCGGGAGUCCUCUGCUGUCCAUCACUGAGGUGACCAACACUCUCCUCAACCAGUGAACCAGCUGGACGCUAAAACAGAAGGCCGCUCUCGCCUCUUUCCUUUUUUUACUUGAUUAGGCCGCAGCUGCCGGACUCGCUUCCAACUGGUACGACGACCUUAGCCCCGAAAGAGGCGGGCGCGUUGGCCGUCUCCUCACCAUUCUUCCUUUGGUCGUCGCAACUACCACGUAGCCGCAUCAUUCGACGAACGCCAGCCACCGCAGCAACAUUAAACAUACGCGUAACCUCCUAAGAAUCCUUCUUCUCCUAAUUUGUAGAACAAAAAAAAAAUCCACGAAAACCUUAUGUAAUCUCUGUCUCUCGAAGCGCGACAAAAACGAAAGAAAAAUACGCAUUCUGUGAUAUGUGUUAGCUAAUUCUUUUUGUAAAACCGUGGAAAGCGAAAGUACGAUGGCGCGCUGACAAAUUUGGUGUUGGCAACGUCAAUCAUCAUCACAUCAUCAUAUCCUACACACGUACAUUGAACACACGAGCGUAUCUCACUCUCUCUCUCUCUCUCUCUCUCUCUUCUCUCCGGCCUUUAUUAGUGUGUCGUCAACUUUUCGAUGUCUUUCCCUUUUCGUUUCAUGUACUUAAAUUCGCGCAUCGUCGCUCGGUAUUUCGACCGUCGUGUGCAUUUAUAUAUUUAUAGUCGAGCUAGGAACUAAAUUCUUUUCCACGCCGCGUCCCAGCCUUUGCGAGACGUGUACACAUUAUAUACACGCAAACGUUACACAAAGAGCGAGACAUUCCAUUGUAAAUGUAUAAUGUAAAUGUAAUUUAUAUAUAUAAAUAUUAUAUAUAUUUAGGGAUACAUAUAUAUAGAGCUCAAAGCUGUCUCUCUUGCGGACAAAGCGUGUGUGUGACGAUAAAGUCGAUGUACAAUACGGAUGAAAACGUGACGUCGUUACACUCGUAUACAAGUAAGUCCAUUCCGAGACACGCGUAAUGAAGAAAAAACAAAUACAAAUUCUUUGAUUCUCUCUCUUUCUCUUUCGUCUUGAGUCCUCCGUGGAUAAAUCCAAUUGUAUUAUUACGUUAUAGCUAUAACGAUAAGUACUCGAAUCUAGUCCUUCGUACGAUGCGAAUUUAGACGUAGUAUAUUGAAUUUAAUUAGCUCUUUUCACAAUCUCAAUCUUCUUCUUCUUCCUCUUCUUCUUCCUCUUCUUCUUGUUCGUCAUUAUCGCUUUAGACUGUGAUAAAAUUGCUCGCUCCCGUUCGCCACACGCUCUUGAUUCUUCCUAACUCUUCUUGUGCAUAUCGACGGACCUGAACGAACUAAGGGAUACAGCGCGGCACGUUGGUACGAGCGAGAACGUUUACACAGUUCGCGAAGCAGUUUUUGUGUGUCCUCCUUCCAACCACCUAUUCACCCGGCCCACAUCGUAACGUGUACAGAAGCAAGGCCAAUCGACGACCGCCGAUUGUUCUUUCACCUUCAUUGUCACCCUCUCUCACUCUCUCCCCCUCUACUUCUCGCUAGCGCGACUGCACGGAAUUUUUCUUUUUAGUGCAAUACGUGCACGUAGCGUCAUUGUCAAUUGCGUCAUGCCAAAUCGCGUGGGAACUCGUAGAAAUGUCCUGCUGCCCCCCUCUCCUUCGACUUUUUCCAGUCCAGUCUCUUUUUUGAUAAUUACAUUGAACGACGCCUACUCGACUAUCGGAGAGAAAGCGAUUUACAUUGUCUAUCAGUUCUGUCUCUGUAGAAAACAAAAACGUCUUAUCUAAUUAUCAUAUAACGAUUCCACUGACACAAAGCAUUAAGCUCUACGUGAAUUUAACGAACGUUUAAAGAAGAAAAAAAAAGUGUAUCAAAAUGUUUAUAUAUGCAAUAAAUU